Molecule: messenger RNA, 351 nt
Organism: Nezara viridula (southern green stink bug)
Lineage: Eukaryota; Metazoa; Arthropoda; Insecta; Hemiptera; Pentatomidae
Source: the annotation of a GenBank genome assembly
AUGGAUUUGGGUCAGUUUGCCACAAUAGCGUGCACUUUUCAACAACUGGAAUCCAAGCUAGAUAUCCAUUACACGCUCAUAAUACAGGCUGAAGUAUUGGGAACUGUAUUUUCAAAUAAUGGUUCAGAUUGUUCGGGCGCCAUUAGCAGCCGUUGGUCGCGAGUUCUAAUGCAGCAAGCAGUGCAAGGGUUGGAAGGAUACUUUGGAUGGAAUACAUACGAAGCAGUAGAUGGAGAUAUACUCACAGAAGCUUGGACGGCUAUGUCAGCCUUCCCGAAGAGCGGGGUAUCAUCUUCCUCCUAUGGUUGGGGGGCAUUUCUACAGACUGAUAAUCUGACGUCACUUCAUUGA